AGACGUCCUGUUAGAUUCCAACGGUUAGUGACGCCGAAACCAGCAGAAGAGGCGUGUGAGCAGCAGCAGCAGCAGCAGCUACCGUGAGGCUCCUUUUACUAUCAAACCCUUCAAAUCAAACAAUAGACUCACCUUUACCUGCUUCAGGAACCAUGGCAGACGGAGACAACAAGAGUGCGAACAUGCUCGCUCAGGAAACGGCCCAGCUGGAGGAGCAGCUGCAGGGCUGGGGUGAAGUGAUCCUGGCUGGAGACCGCGUCGUGCGCUGGGAGAAGCCUUGGUUCCCCGGAGCCCUCAUGGGUGCAACCACCGUGUUCUUCCUGUUGAUUUACUACUUGGACCCAUCAGUGCUGACCGGGCUGUCCUGCACUGUCAUGCUGCUCUGCCUCGCGGACUAUCUUGUGCCCACUCUGGCACCCCGAGUGUUUGGCUCCAACAAGUGGACCACCGAGCAGCAGCAGCGGUUCCACGAGAUCUGCGGUAACCUGGUGAAGACCCAGCGCCGCAUGGUGGGCUGGUGGAAGCGUCUCUGCGCCCUGAAGGAGGAGAAGCCAAAAAUGUACUUUGCCUCAGUGAUCAGUAGCUUGCUGGCGGUGGCUUGGAUUGGACAGCAGGUGCACAACUUGUUCCUCACUUACUUGAUCGUGAGCUUCCUGUUGCUGCUGCCCGGCCUCAACCAACACGGCAUCAUCACCAAAUACGCCGGCAUGGCCAAGAGGGAGAUCAACAAACUGCUCAAACAGAAGGAGAAGAAGAACGAGUAGACGGACGUGCGAAACCGAAGGAAACUCUUGAAAGAUAAACGACGACAAGAAACAGAAGGUGGAAGGAAGUAAUUUGGGGAAGAGAGGAGAGCUGAAAGUUGAAAAAAGGCCUCCUGGUUCUUUGGUCUUUGCCACAGAGGAAGACACUUUUUUUUUUUUCUUUUUUUUUUGUUCUUCACACAUUGGAUAAGUUUCAUUUCUUCCUCCCACCCUUUGACAUUUAGACCUCAUCACCCACUUGUUUUUUUGUUUUGUUCUCUUUAUGAAUUCAAAGGCCGUGCAUGAAGCCGCCACAUGAAGGUUAUCAGCGUCACACGUUCACACACACACACACGCUGAUGGAACACAAAGUUAAACUUCCCUUUUUGUUUCUUAGUUGAAGUGCGCUUCGUUUUAAGAUGUCAGUAAUGCUUUUAAACCAUUCACUCUCCUUAGACAAAGUGACUACUGAGCAGUUCUUGUAGCAUUACUGCAUCAUUUUAACCUCUCGGACUCCUCACCGUGUAUUCCGUCACCUUAAGAACAGGUCAAGUAUGUUUUAUCUUUUUUUUUUUUUUUUCUUUUUUUUCGUUCUGCUUUGUUAUUUAAAAAUUAGCGCUUAAAAACAAAACUGGAAUUAAAGCAGAGCCCUCCAGGAGUGAAACUGUUCAAAUACAAGCCGACUGCUGUACCGCUGCUAGCUGGACUCUGUGGUCUAUUAGCUCUUAUCUAAAGCCCCACAGUGUGUUACUUAAGUGGGCGCUCUCUGUAAAUAGGCCUACCCCUCUCUCUGUCCCUGUCGGUCAUCCUUUACUCUCUUCUUGAUAUUUAUCUGUGAUCCUUCCUCUCAAGUCUCUACUCUUCUGGUCUGAUCACUGUCUUUUAACUCAUUUCAUGAUUUGUCUGUGUUGGAGAUCUUUAUGAAAACAAAUAAAGUUUGAUUUGAAAGAAA
Molecule: messenger RNA, 1695 nt
Organism: Notolabrus celidotus (New Zealand spotty)
Lineage: Eukaryota; Metazoa; Chordata; Actinopteri; Labriformes; Labridae
Gene: arl6ip1
Product: ADP-ribosylation factor-like 6 interacting protein 1
Exons: 6
Coding region: 153-764 (203 amino acids)
Source: RefSeq, a predicted model, not a curated record